AUGCUUUUGGGUGCUAUGACAAGAUUAAUUGGUAGUUUGACACUUUUUGAAAAUAAUGAAAAGAACUUCAGUGAAAAUACCUCAGGUGAUUUAGAUUUUAAGAACAACAAAAUAUCAUACCCGAAGAGUCACUUGAAUUCUGGUAAACAUAACGGAACUGUGAUAUGGAAUUAUUGGAGUAAAUCAUCUGAAGCAUCAACUAGGAAUAAUUCGAAUGAUGAGUUAUCAUUACUAAUAAACCGCACUGACUUAUUGGAAAGUUUAACUUCAAAAUCUUCACUAUAUGAAUCAGGUUAUUCUGAAAAAGAAAAGGAGAGUGCUAAUUCUUUUGAAAAAGAAAUUAAGUUAUUUAAUAAGAGCAAUGUAAGACAAAAUUUUCCCAAUUCAAUAUCAAAAAAAUCAGGGGAUUAUGAAAAAGAUAAGAAUAAAUCUUAUGAAAGCAAUUUUAGUUUACAAUUCAAUUAUAGAAGUUAUCCUCUUACAAAUUCACAAAUAUUGAAUUGGAUGAAUAACUCCUGGUCAGAAUAUGAAAUGGUAGAAGAAGAUAUAAAAAAGUGCAUUAUAAUGGAAAUUGACCAAAUCAAAGACAAAAAUGAAGAAAAUAAAAAAGUAAUAACUCCAUUUCAUUCACUCGCAACUCCAAAAAUAUCUAUUGGGGAUUACUUCAUAACUAGAAUUGUAAAAUUUGUAUCUUUAACGCCCGUAGACUUCUGUGUUAUGGUUAUUUUAAUAAGAAGAGCUGUUAAGAAAUCCAAAGGUACAUUAAAGGUUACAACCUUGACUGCACACAGACUUGUUCUAGCCGCUGCUCUAUUAACAUACAAACUUAUGUAUGAUGUUCAAUAUGGAAUCAAAUUCUGGGCACAUAUUGGUGGAGUACCACAAUGGGAAAUGUUGAUGUUGGAGUAUCAUAUUUUGAAAAUAUUAAAUUGGGACUUAUCAAUAAAUUACCACGAAUUCAAAAAAACAUAUUUUGAAAUUUUAUCAAGUAGAGAUUUAGGAGAUAAAAUAUCUAAUAAAACGGAUAUUAAUAGGAAUGAAAAGAUUGAAUCCCAAAAUAAAGUUGAUCAUACUCAAGUAAAUUCUGAUAGAAGUAAGCGAACCAGGUUGCAAUUGAAUGUAUCAAGAUUAAACUCAAAUCGCAAGAAAUGA
Cryptosporidium ubiquitum is the source of this 1152-nucleotide messenger RNA. RefSeq names its product cyclin family protein. Gene Ontology annotation, molecular function: protein kinase binding. Lineage: Eukaryota; Apicomplexa; Conoidasida; Eucoccidiorida; Cryptosporidiidae. The record is from RefSeq and is a predicted model, not a curated record. Bases 1 to 1152 code for a protein of 383 amino acids. The transcript has a single exon. Gene Ontology annotation, biological process: regulation of cyclin-dependent protein serine/threonine kinase activity.